AUGAACAUCAUUGUGGCUAACGUUGUCAAGUCCCUUGGGAUUGCCAACUUCAAGUUUGAGUUCACUACAACUCGCUGUUUCACCAGCAGUGGAGUCUACCCCGCCAACAUUGCCUGCUGCGACCCUCUCAGUGUCCCUGCCACCUGUCCUGCCGGUUCGGUCAACACCACCGAAUACGCCGAUCUGAUUGGCCGAACCAUCGACCCAGCCAACUGUGCAGCCACCACUCCUUCAGCUCCUCCCUCCGCAUCUGCCCCUGGUUCAGCCCCCCUCCCCUCCCCGCCCCCAACUGCGUCCCCCUCCACAUCUCCGCCCAAGGAAACCACCCCCUCCCCAUCGCCGCCUAUGGUUACCACCCCCUCCCCAUCUCCUCCUGCAGUUUCUCCCCCCUCCCCUUCUCCGCCCUCUUCGUCUUCCUCUUCCCCCACCCCGCCUGCUCCUGCACCUCCAAAAAUCGGUUCGCCUUCUGCUGCUUGCUAUGCAUCGGUGGUUAGAUACCUUAUUUAUGGGGCUGUGGCUUUGCUUGUGCUGUAG
Messenger RNA from Closterium sp. Naga37s-1, 534 nucleotides. The record is from the annotation of a GenBank genome assembly. NCBI's taxonomy places the organism in Eukaryota, Viridiplantae, Streptophyta, Zygnematophyceae, Desmidiales, Closteriaceae.